This is a messenger RNA of Balaenoptera ricei (Rice's whale), 1943 nucleotides long. It is a transcript of the gene MTERF2, whose product is annotated as mitochondrial transcription termination factor 2. The coding region runs from base 535 to 1722 and encodes 395 amino acids. The record is from RefSeq and is a predicted model, not a curated record. The transcript is spliced from 3 exons. Gene Ontology annotation, biological process: regulation of DNA-templated transcription; termination of mitochondrial transcription. NCBI's taxonomy places the organism in Eukaryota, Metazoa, Chordata, Mammalia, Artiodactyla, Balaenopteridae. Gene Ontology annotation, molecular function: double-stranded DNA binding. Gene Ontology annotation, cellular component: mitochondrial matrix.
AAAUACUGGGAGGGAAAGGGUGAGAAAAUGCCGGAGGCAACAGUUGCCGGCCAGAGGCGCUGCUCCCCGCACAGCUGACCCGCACGCUGGCCCAACUCCGCAGCUCCCCUCCGCUCCGCCCGGCCCCGCCCCGCCGCGCUGCGUCAGGAGGGUCACGUAGCCUGCGCCACGCGCCCUGAUUGGCUGCGUUGGGGGCUCUAGGGCGUGUCUGUGGGUUCCGCGGGCCGGAGCUGCUGAGGGGAAUUGGUGGGCGGCUUGGGACGCUGGCCCCUGUUCCCAGGCCUCGGGAGGACGCCAGGCCGCGGGGAGCCUCGGCCUGGGGAGGGAAGGAGGACGGAGCCAGAGACCCUGAACUCGCGCCUUGUGCAGAGUGGACGCCAACAGUGCCAUCGAAAAGUUUAUUGCAGGGAGGUGACAAGAUCACAUUUUGAGAAGAAGCUGGAAAGAAGCCUGAGUGGAUUAAGAAGCCCCGGAUGAGGACAGGAUCUCUGGGGAGAAACUCUAAGGUAUGAUGAGUACCUUCUGAGUCUCAGGAUGGUGGGAGUUAGCCAGUGGAUUGCAGGCAUGUUGUGGAAGUUGCUGAUGAGAUCCCAGCCCUGCAGGCUCUGUUCUUUCAGAAAGAUGCUAUCAGCUCCAAAAUACACACCUUUUCUAGCAUCCUUCACCUAUACAACUGAUAAUCAGUCAAAUAGAGAAAAUAAAAAGACAGUAGAAAAGCUCUAUAAAUUGUCAGUUGACAUCAGGAAAAUUCAAAGAUUAAAAGGAUGGGUACUUCUGGAGGAUGAAACCUAUGUUGAAGAAAUUGCAAAUAUUUUACAACAGGUAGGUGCCGAUGAGACUGCUGUAGCCAGCAUCUUGGAACACUACCCAGAAGCAAUUAUCUGCAGUCCACCUGCUGUUAACACCCAGAGAGAACUCUGGCAGUCAGUUUGCAAGAACGAGAAAGAGUUAGUUAAGUUAAUAGAACAGUUUCCAGAAUCUUUCUUUACUGUUAAAGACCAGGAAAACCAGAAGCUGAAUGUUCAAUUCUUUCAAGAGUUGGGACUCAAAAAUGUGGUCAUUAGUAGAUUUUUGACAACUGCGUCUAAUAUUUUUCACACUCCUGUUGAGAAGAAUAAGCAAAUGAUAAAGGUUCUUCAAGAGAGUUAUCUAAAUUUAGGUGGCUCUGAGGUCAACAUGAAAGUUUGGCUACUAAAAUUAUUAAGCCAAAACCCAUUUAUUUUGUUAAAUUCUUCUGCAUCUAUAAAGGAAACACUAGAAUUUCUCCAGGAGCAGGGUUUUACAAACUUUGAAAUUCUCCAACUUCUCUCCAAACUCAAAGGAUUUCUGUUUCAGCUUUGCCCAAGAAGUAUACAGAACAGUAUGUCCUUCUCUAAAAAUGCUUUUAAAUGUACUGAUCAUGACCUGAAGCAAUUAGUUUUGAAAUGUCCUGCCCUUUUAUAUUAUUCUGUUCCAGUUUUGGAAGAGAGAAUUCAGGGAUUAUUGAAAGAAGGAAUUUCCAUAGCUCAGAUAAGAGAGACGCCAAAGGUUCUUGAAUUAACGCCACAAAUAGUACAGUACAGGGUAAGGAAACUGAAUUCCUUAGGCUAUAGAAUAAAGGAUGGAUAUCUAGCAAAUCUAAAUGGAACAAAAAAAGAGUUUGAGGCUAACUUUGGUAAAAUUCAGGCCAAAAAAGGAAGGCCAUUAUUUAAUCCUGUGGCACCAUUAAAUGUUGAAGAGUAACUUGCUGACUGAUGUUGCUUCUUUCUAUCAGUGCCGAGUAAAACCGAGUAGCAAAAACUUAAGUGAUUCAGGCAUAUUGUGGGCACCAGUAAUUUUAAGAACCUACUUAGCUUCUGAGUUGUGUUUAAAUGACCUCUAAGUAGAAAAUCUCUCACUCAAUUGCUGUACUUAAAAAUAUAAAUUGCAUCUAUUUUAAAUAAAGUUUGUAAUUUUGACCUUGA